CCCAUUUUGAAAUUCAGCUACCCGUUGGAGCCUACGGACGGAAUUUAAAAUUGCUCAAUGCUUUCAGGGCCUGCGUUCGAUCUAACAGCUGUCUUGGACGUGUGAGAUUUCCACGCACGCAAACCCUUUCCACCGGUGUGCGAAGCUAGCUGGACCGCGGCCCAAGUGAGAAGAUCGAAUCAUGGCAGAGAACGGCGCGACGUCGUUUCCGGUCUCGAUUCGCCCUCGAGGCGACCGGCCAGACGGCGACGUCGAGAACUUGGUCGCCAAGAUCCGGCAGAUCAACCAGCAGCGCGACGGCUUCCGCAAAGUGACCGAGGAGCAGCUUCUGCUCGAGAUGAGCGAGGGCAAGACGGGUUCGCCGGAGGCGUCCGAGGCGGAGGAAGAAGAUGAGUCGGACGAGGAGAAGAAAGGCACGGUCGAGUUCGUCUUUCAGAAGAGAGCGCAGAUGCAUCGCUCAUUGCAGUACGUUCAGCUUGGUGGCCACGAGGUCAUGUGUAGUGAAGCAUGAGUUUCUGACACGGUUAUGUUUUUUUUUCGUCUUGAACAGUCAAUCGAGAGAGAAUUCUUUGUGGGCCCUGGACACGUUCUCGCUGACGGCGUCGAGCAUACUGAAGCAGAGCUUUCAGACUGCGUCUCCCGCCAUGCGGGAGUCGAUCAAGGAGGGCUCGUUCAGCUACACGCGCAGACAGGCCCAGCCGUCCACGAACCCGGAAAGGGAACGGCAGAAGAACCAGCUGUGGGCCGGGUCGUUCAUGACCAACAACACCGAGUCGGCCGACACGCUGCUGGCGGCGGCGACGCGCCUCGAGGGCCUCGUGAAGGCGGAGACGGAGUACUGGCGCCAGCUGCUCUCGCUGACUUCGAAGGGCUGGCCGGUCUACAAGCCGGGUCCGCAUGCGCCCAUGCACGUGCGAUUCGUGGCCUCGGAGGCGUCGCCCGACUUCAAAUCGCAAGGCGUCGCCCAGCUGGUGCCGGACGAGGAGGGCACGAUCCAGCUCGGCAGCAGCGUCGGCCGCGAGCCGCGCACACUGCGGCUCCGCCGCUCCAGACGCGGCGAGGUCGUGGCCAGCAGCGUCACCGCCUCUCUGCUCUCGCUGGCCGAUCUGGGCAGCUCGCUCGAAGACAGGGUACGGCGCGAGCAGAGCUCCCUGUUCGAAGAGGAGCUCUUCCAAGAACUGGCGAUGGAGUCACGGAUCCUUCGGCCGCUUGGCGUCAAGCUUCGAGACAAGGUCCUACACCUGCCCGUGACUUCGGCACAGGGCGAAGCCGAAGAGUAUCUUGUCGAUCUCAUCUCCAUCGACGAAGCCUCCGAAGCCGUCGCCGCGUCGGCGCCGUCCGAAGAGAAGGACGUGCUGGACGCGCAGUCGGUCUUGCUCAGGCUACUUCUUUGUCACGUCUACCAGCUCCGACUUCAGCGCCGCUCGCAGAUUCCGCCGCCGCUCUCGGACGCGCCUCGGAAGGCGCCCCCAUCCAGCAUACUGCGAACUUUUCUUGCCCUCAACCAGCACUACGCCGUGUGCGUGCCGUUGGAAGGCUAUCUCGCGCACUUGCAGAAGUUGCUUACGGUAGCCGGCUUGCCCUUUUCGCGCGACGCGAUCAGACUGCCCGGUCUGCACGAGCUUCUGGAAAACACGGCCGAGGUGUUGGACGAGAAGAAGAAGAGGGAGCAGGCGGGUCACGAGUCACUUUUGCACAGCCUUUUGGAGCAGAUCAGCCAGCCGCAGCGGACGACGGCUCGGUUGAGGCUCGCGGGGCUCGCGCGAGCCGGAGCGUCGACCGAGCAUGUGGUCAGCAUACACGUCCGCACCGAUCUGUCGGCGCCCAUCUACGGCAGCGAGUUCGUGCUGGAGCUGCCGGCAGCUAUGGCCAGGCUGAUGUACGGACGGGAGAGUCACGACAAGACGGUCAGGUUCGCGGACUUGGCAGAGGUACGCUCGUUUGUCAACCAGCUGAUGUCGCUGCACAUCGUCUUCCACGAGCUGGUUCCGCGAGCGGGCAAGGGAUGGGUAGGCAAUGCCGACACGGCAAUCAUCUCGAAAGCUGUGGACGGCAAGGAUCAGCAGAGCAAGUUGGCCGUCGGGGUGAGGGUUGAGAACGAGCAGGUCGAGAUGAGGCGGCGAUGGUUCGGCGGUCGCGCCGACCAGGAUCGUGAGGUGUGGAGCCUCACGUCGACCAGGGCGAAGAGCCUCCCCGCCGUGUUCGAGGCGUGGGCGAGACAGUCGUAGAAAAACGUGCGGCACUGCAGCGUGCAGAUCACACCCCACCCCGAAAAGACCAGGUCGUCGGCAACAAGCGAUGCCGACUAGUAAUAUCCAGCACUCUGUGGAAUGAAGAGGAAAAGAAAGAAGACGAAAGAUUCCAGUUUGAGCGGAUGAGGAAAGGAUGGGUUGCUGCACGAUGAUGUCAGUCCAGGGGCGGCAUGAUCCGAAGGCGGAUCUUUGCCUGAAGAAUGGAGAGCGAGAGAGAGAACGGAGCAGCAGCAGCAGCAGCAGCAGGUGAAGGUGGCUCCAGUCGGUGACAAGGAAAAGGAAUGCAAUGGAUGGACAAAGGACAUUCCGCAUCAGGUUACGUGUAGAGCCUCAUCCAGGCCUGGACGCGGCCACCAAUUUUUGCAGCCAGAAAUUUCUAACCCAGGAAGUGGGAGCGGGCUGGGGCUGGGACGGUUUGGUUGAAAAGCACACAGCAACUGGAGUGUUCAGAGCCACGUAUGGCGGGGAGCGAAGAAAAGCAGGGAAGAGAAAAAAAAAAUUCAAAUCUUAUCGCAGACGGACGAGACGAAAGUGAACACAAAAGGACUCGGUUGUCUGGAGCCUGAAUUUGGUCUUUUUUGUUUUUUUUUUUUU
Molecule: messenger RNA, 2846 nt
Organism: Verruconis gallopava
Lineage: Eukaryota; Fungi; Ascomycota; Dothideomycetes; Venturiales; Sympoventuriaceae
Exons: 1
Coding region: 390-2228 (612 amino acids)
Biological process (GO): regulation of transcription by RNA polymerase II
Cellular component (GO): mediator complex; core mediator complex
Molecular function (GO): transcription coregulator activity
Source: RefSeq, a predicted model, not a curated record